UUUGUCACACCUCUUUUCUCUCCACGGUUCCCAUCCGCCUUCCCAACACCGCCGAAACCACGCACGCCAACCGACCACAGUCUACCGUUAACACGACAACUACACCUCAAAACGAUUUAAUACUUUCAUUUGGGCCUGCGCGGCUCCACGCGCUAUGGCGUUCUUGAAACGUCUUUCGGAUAGUCUCUGGAACUAUGUCUCCCCUCAGAAAGCCAGCAAGACUGCGCUGCCGACGCCUCAGACCGGCGUGUCGGUGACACCUCUGCGAAAGUCCUCACUGGACGCACAAACUGCACGAUUUUCAAGGUCUAUGAGCCCCACUCAGAGGGUGCUGAGUUGGAAUUCGUUGUUGUCCAGCCAAUUCGAAUCACCCGUCAAGAGGAAGAGGAAGAGCAAGAGCAAGAGCAAGAGCAAAAAGCGGCGAUUGUACACGCCGGAUUCAGACUCCGGCGCGCACUCUGGGCGGCAAUCGAAACAGCCCAAGAUCGAUGUGGAAGAUCUGGAUUCCCCAUUGGGUCCGGGUAGAGGGCGCUUGGACUCGUCCAGGUCUGACGAGCGAGAUUCGUUCCUGCGCACCCCAUCACGGAAAUCCAGGACUCGUUCUCCAUCUCCAUCGCUAGAGGAGUACAUUAGGGAUGACGACUCGGUAGCUUCGUUGGACCUGGAUGUGGAUGACGAUAGGUACAAUGAUACUCCUCCGAGGAAGAGGACCGUGGUGAUCCCCAAGGAACUCAAGGACAAGAAUAUCACCGAAGAAGAGCUUCGAGAGGCAGGGUGGGACGAUGAUUACAUCACUCUCAUUCAGAGGAUUGGCCUGCGUGGUCGAGAACCAGUCUUUCCUGCGUAUAUGAAGUUUGAGUACCGUUUCAUGCCGGACGGACUGUUUGCACAUGACGACGAGGCAUUCAUCGGGAGUGUGCGUAAUAGCCACUUCAAAGCUAGCAAAGCGAUCCAGAGACUCUUCGACCUGGGCGGCCACGUCCGCGAUUGCAAACUCAUCCACGGUGAUGAGGCAAGGGCCGAGUUGGAAGUCCAACGCCAUGUCAAGGAUUAUAUCAAGUGGGCCGAAACCGACUCUGGCCUCGAUAUGCAAACUGCAAUCCCCGUUCUGGUGCAAAUCUACGAGGAAGCGGGCACUCCUGGAAACGAGUUCAAAGCUAUUGCUGAAGCCGAGUGCCGAGCUCUAGCUAAGAGGUGGAAGAAAGCGCUCCAAGUGGCGCGCUCAGUGGAGUUCUCGCCUGCGUCCUCACGAGUCUCAGACGGCACCCUACUUUCCUACGAGCUGCCCACUCUGUAUGCUCUGGUCGCGUGCGAUUCCAUUGUCGCAUUCAUGGCAUAUCGCGCCGAUACUGACCAGUGCACUCCCAUGGCAUUCUUCAACUACAACGAGAAGGAUUACGAUGUGUGGAACUCGCUCGCAUUGGCGAUCCUUGUCUGCCACGUACGAAAUGUGCAACUGCGAAUCGCAGAAGACACUGAAAUUGGUUUGAGGCAGCCGAACUCGGGAGAGAGCAGUGACGGAAUGGACGUGGAUGCUUGAGCCCCAUUUUCGAAGGGACUUGCAAUUGAGGAAAUGUUCCAAGAAUGUGCAAACGCAAUCAAUUGUACACUUCUCUUUUUUGUCUUUUUUGAGGAGGGAAUAUUUAGUUCGGAGUUGCGGAUAUUUUCUUCGUUCGAGAUACCCCCGAAAUCAUCGAUAGAUACCUACGAUGGAGCGAGAUUGGCGCAUACUGUACUACUGCUCAUGGGAACGCACUGGAGCGAGGCGUUGUAAUAUUGACUUAACUGCAUUCCCAUACUGCCCCCUCCCCCCUCUGAGAUUUUAA
Molecule: messenger RNA, 1826 nt
Organism: Sphaerulina musiva SO2202
Lineage: Eukaryota; Fungi; Ascomycota; Dothideomycetes; Mycosphaerellales; Mycosphaerellaceae
Exons: 1
Coding region: 155-1540 (461 amino acids)
Source: RefSeq, a predicted model, not a curated record